Messenger RNA from Malaclemys terrapin pileata, 5163 nucleotides. RefSeq names its product CDK2 associated cullin domain 1 (gene CACUL1). The coding region runs from base 154 to 1227 and encodes 357 amino acids. Gene Ontology annotation, molecular function: ubiquitin protein ligase binding. Lineage: Eukaryota; Metazoa; Chordata; Testudines; Emydidae. The record is from RefSeq and is a predicted model, not a curated record. Gene Ontology annotation, biological process: ubiquitin-dependent protein catabolic process. The transcript has 9 exons.
GCUGAAGCUCGAGUUUGCUUUUCCGCAGCUUUGCCCUGCCCUCCUGAGCCGGAGGUUCUGAGCCCUGGGAUGUAACGUGCAGGAUGGGAGGUCGGUUGUGAGCUCCCCGCCCCCCCCAGCCGGACCGAGCGGGGCCCCCCUCCCCCGGGCAGGAUGGAGGAGGAGAGCAUGGAGGAGGAGGGGGGCAGCAGCAGCAGCUAUGAGGCCAUGAUGGACGAUCAGAACCAUAACAACUGGGAGGCCGGUGUGGAUGGCUACAGGCAGCAGCACCCUGCGGGCCAUGCCCAGGCCCCCCUCGGGGACCGGGCCCUGCAGCUGCCCGCGGAUAGAAAGGCCCAGAGGGGGCAGCAGGAGGAGGAGGAGGAAGAGGCCCAGAUGGUGCCAGAAGCCAAUGGCCUGAUGAAGGGCUGUGACUCUACGGGGGCUGCUGGCAAGGGAGGAGCCGUCGCUGCUGCCACCAUCAACACCUCCACCUCCAAGUUCUUAAUGAAUGUUAUAACCAUUGAAGAUUAUAAGAGCACAUAUUGGCCAAAGUUGGACAGUGCCAUAGAUCAGCUUUUAACUCAGAGUCCUGGUGACUACAUCCCUAUCUCCUAUGAACAAAUAUACAGUUGUGUGUAUAAAUGUGUAUGCCAGCAGCAUUCGGAACAGAUGUAUAGUGACCUAAUAAAAAAGAUAACUAACCACUUAGAGAGAGUCUCAAAGGAGCUGCAGGCCAGCCCUCCAGAUCUGUAUAUUGAAAGAUUUAACAUAGCUCUUGGACAAUAUAUGGGAGCAUUGCAGAGCAUUGUGCCUCUUUUCAUAUAUAUGAAUAAAUUUUACAUAGAAACCAAGCUUAACAGAGACUUAAAAGAUGACCUUAUAAAGCUGUUUACGGAACAUGUUGCAGAAAAGCACAUUUACAGCCUAAUGCCUUUACUUUUAGAAGCUCAGUCAACACCGUUUCAAAUAACCCCUUCGACCAUGGCAAAUAUUGUGAAAGGCCUGUAUACACUUAGACCAGAGUGGGUUCAGAUGGCACCAGCUUUAUUUUCUAAAUUCAUCCCAAACAUUCUCCCCCCUGCUGUGGAAUCUGAGCUUCAGGAAUAUGCUGCUCAAGACCAGAAACUUCAAAGAGAGCUUAUGCAGAAUGGAUUUACCAGAGGUGACCAGUCACGCAAGAGAGCUGGAGAAGAAUUAACUUACAACGGCUCAUCAGCAUGUGCAAGCUCCAGAGGCUACAGAUAGUGAACAUACCGGGUGUGCUUUUAUUCCUAGCCAGAACAGACACUGGAGGAGCACAGAUGAUAUCCAGAGCCUCAGCUGGGGUCUGCUGAUAUUCAGGAGCUCUGUCACAAGUUGUACCUGGAAGAGGAGUUUGGACGUUCUUCGUUAUGUAAUAAAAUGUCAGUUGCUGCUACACUUGGGAUAACUUUGAAAGACAUGACUCUUUGGUUCGGGGUCUCAGCAAGUUCUUAGUCUCUGAUUCCGUGAGGGAUGCGCCUUGAAAAACAGAUAAUUUCUAAGUGAAAAUUUGCAGCCAAAAUCAGCAGCUUCCUCCAAAAAUGUUAGAAUGGAAGAAUCUUUUUUGCACUCUUGUUUUUUAUUAUGGACAUUCUUUAAACUAAUUAACACAUCAGUGUAUUAGUUUUAAAACGUCAAGGUAUUUUCUGAAGCUUUUACUUAAAUAAUAAGAAUAAAGAUUUGUUUCUUUGCAGUAUUUAUUAUUCAGUACAAAGUGACAGCAGCUUUAAGAGUUGGUCCCUUCUAACUAUAAUUCUGACAAUGAGUUUUUGAUUCCGGAUUGGUUUCUUCCAUCGUUUUUUUCCUAACUUAUUUUCUUUCUUUCUUUUUUUUUUUUUUGGUAUGUUUUUUGACUCUGUGCCUUCAGCUUGUGCACUUGGCAACUUUACAGACCAUAUUUGGUGAAUGCAAAAUGUGUUCUGAAGGAAAAGCUUGUUACGUUGUGAACAAAUACGCUGCAAAGUCACAAGUUUCUCCUGCAUUACUAGGAUAUGAAUUUAGAAAGGAAGAAAAAGUUUAACCUGACAAUGUCACUGAUAGUGAUUUGGCCCCCUUCCCACUUUGUGUUUUUUCAAGUGUUUAUUUAGUAUUAAUGGUGGGACCAACUCUUGUAGAAACAUCCCUCUGUCCCCUCCCUUUUCUGGUGAGUCUGUUGGCCUCCAUAUUAAUUACAAUAGAUCAAUGUGAACUCCAAAAUGAAUGCAAUGCCAUGUUUUGUGUUGUGUGUUAUUUUGGAACAUUAGCUGCCGCAGCUGAGAGUUGGAUUAUGAGCAAGGUUCUCCAGUCUGUUAAAUUAUGCUAUGUGCCACUCUGGCAGCACUGAGCAGACUUAAACCUGCCUUAGUUGGUCAGUGGAUGACAGAACCCAGGCAGGGCUGCCGGAGUGGCUCUGACAGGCUACCAGCAUAGGGAGUAUGACUGGGGAAAAGGGAUAUGGCCCUGCAUCCAAACAGCUAGAGUGUAAGAUACGCAGCACUGUUCAGGAUCAGGGAGAUACCAAGGUGAUGUAAUGCAUAUGUGCAUGCAUACACCCUCUUCUAGACUUGUGCCAAGCUCAGGUGGGCUGGUCCAGUAAAUCUGGACCUGUGGUCGUAAUCGUAAUGGUUAGGAGAUGAGUUUCAGUCAGCAGUAUGGGUAAUCGAAUCCAGUUAAUUUAAAUAGGGAGAGAAAUGUUCUUGGAAAAAGUAGUUUUGAUUCCAGAUUCCUUUUAUUAUCUUUAGUUAAGAAGAAAAAAAAAAAAAACCUUAGUGAUAUCAGAAACCUUUCUGAGCUGAGGUAGAAGUGUAUUCACAGUUCUGCCACACACAGCUGUCGUAUAGAAAUUCUCUGAGCUUGCAUGAGUUGUCUAUAGAUUGCAGGAAAAAGCAAAAUAUUCAUGUGGCAGUGACAAAGUUCUUUUCUUUCCAACUUUGCUUUGUAAACAGACUAUAUUCCCUUCAUGUUUAAAUUGAGAAUCAGAGAUUCCAAGGCCAGAGGGAACUAUUAUGAUCAUGUAGUCUGACCUCCUGUAUAAGACAGGCCAUAGAACUUCCCCAAAAUAAUUCCCAGAGCAUAGCUUUUAGAAUAACAUCCAAUCUUGAUUUAAAAAUUCAGAGAUGGAGAAUCCACCAUGACCCUUGGUAAAUUGUCCCAAUGCUUAAUUAGUUUCACUGUUUAAAAUUUACUCCUUAUUUCCAGUCUGAAUUUGUCUAGCUUCAACUUUUAGCCAUUGGAUAGUGUUGUACCUUUCUCUGCUAGAUGAAAGAGCCCAUUAUUAAAUAUUUGUUCCCCAUGUAGAUACUCAGACUAUGAUCAAGUCACCCCUUGAUCUUCCCUUUGUUAAGCUAAAUAGUUCUAUCAUCAUAAGGCAUAUUUUCUAAUCCUUUAAUCAUUCCUGUGGCUCUUCUCUGAACCCCCACCAAUUUAUCUAUGGGCUGGUCUACACUUAGUCCGGACUUCGGACUAAGGUACGCAAAUUCAGCUACGUUAAUAACGUAGCUGAAUUCGAAGUACCUUACUCCGGACUUACCGCGGUCCAGACGCGGCCGGAAGUCUCCCCCCGUCGACGCCGCGUACUCCUCUCGGCGAGCUGGAGUACCGGCGUCGAUUGUGAGCACUUCCGGGAUCGAUCCGGGAUCGAUUUAUCGCGUCUUAACCAGACGCGAUAAAUCGAUCCCAGAACAUCGAUGGCGUGCCUCCGGACCAGCCGGUAAGUGAAGACUAGGCCUAUGUCCUUGAAUUGUGGGCACCAAAGCUGGACACAGUAUUCCAGCAGCGGUCACAGCAGUGCCAAAUACAGAGGUAAAAUAACCUCUCUAGUCCUACUCGAGAUGUAUGCAUUCCAGGGUUUCAUUAGCUCUUUUGGCCACAGUGUCACACUGGGAGCUCAUGUUCAGCUAAUUAUCCACCAUGACCCCCCCAAAGCUUUUUCAGAAUCACUGUUUCUCAGGAUAGAGUCUCCCAUCAUGUAAGUAUGGCCUACGUGUUUACAUUUAGCUGUAUUAAAACACACAUUCUUUGCUUGCACCCAGUUUACCAAGAGAUCCAGAUUGCUCUGAAUCACUAAUCAAAAACAAACCAUCAAGGAUAGGGUUUUUAAAAGCACUCAGCAUUGGGUGUAUCUCUGUUUCGACUGAAGUCAAUAGGAGUUUUAUCGUUGGGAGCAGAGUUAGGCCAAUGUCGAUUGUUUUUUGUAAAUCCUACCUUGAGUGAACACAGUGGAGAAAGUAACAAAUGCUAAUAGAGAAUGGCUACUGAUUUUAAUUUUGCCAAGUUCCAAAAUUUUAUCAAGAGCAGUUUAAAAAAAAAAAUCAGAUUUCAAAAUAAAAACCUUUUGACACUGUCCUUAGUUGUACAAUUACUCCGUAUACUGUGACAGCAAAUAUUCUUGAAUUAAGAAUAUAUACAUCAACUAGUUGAUUUACUACAUCAGUACCAUUCUAGUUCAUACGAAAGUGUGCAAGCUCUCAGCUUCAUCAUGCCGUUACGAGUUUGCUCUGUUUUUUUUACAAAGGGUUUACUGAUCUAGGGUUUGUAAAUAACUUGUAGGACUUAGGCCUCAUAUUUGAGGCAAUGAUUUUAAUUUACUCCUUUAUUGUUGCAUUACACUUAGGACACAGACUUUUGAAACAAUAAUUCUAUAAGAAGGUAAAAUAAAACAUUCCUCUUAGUGUGGACAAUAUUAUAUGCACUAUAACAGUACUUGAAUGCUUUUCACCAUGUGGCGUUCUCGUUUGGCCAGCGGACAUGAGAACUCUCCUUGUAAAGCAUUGUAUUAUGUUGUAAAUUGGCAUUAAAAUUUCUGUAUGUUUUGGCAUUAUUAACCUAAUGCUGAAGUAUUGUUGAUCUUGUCUUCUAGGGUUUUAUCAUUGUGAGCUGAGCAUGAAAUGGAGCAUAGCAUAAUAUGCUAAAUUAUUUUGUUUCUUUGUAAACUUGAAUUUUACUUAGAGUAAAACUAACUCAGCCAAUUUGAGCAUUGAUGCUGUAAAACCAUGACUACAAGCGGCAUGGUCCUAGUUACACUAGUAACUCUAACCAAAUAACAACUUUGUGGUAAAUUUGCAUCUGUUGCUUACCAUGAGACUAAACAGUAAAUUUGGUUAUACAUCGGGUGUCCUCUUCUAUGUCGCACUGGUUGUCUAGGCAAACUUGCUAUAUUAAAAUAUUUUUAGAUGAAUUUCA